AUCCAUCUUCUAGGAGAAGGGAAGCUGAAGACAGACCUGGAUUUAUUUUCUGACUCUCUUGGGUGCUUGAGAAGAACCGUCCCCAUGCUGCUAACGCUGAUGAUUCUGGGCCUUGCUGCCCUUUUUGGUACUUCUGAGAGUCAGACUGGAUGCUUUGGUAAUAUAAACAACGUUGACGCUACUGGGGCUUCCUGUAAAACUGCAGGACAAGAAGGUUUAGAUUACUGUGGAGGUCCUGCAUCAGAAAAGAUUGCUGAGAGGGAUUUAAAUAAUAUGAACAAAUAUAAAGCCAUCAUUAAGAACGCUGGCAAAAAAAAAUGUGUAGAUCCAGCAGUGAUCGCUGGUAUCAUCUCUUGAGAGUCACAUGCUGGAACUCUCCUAAAGGCUGGCUGGGGCGAUAACAGCAAUGCAUUUGGUCUGAUGCAGGUUGAUAAAAAACACCAUAGUAUUGUUGGACAGUGGAAUGGUGAAGAUCAUCUCCUUGAUGCUACACAAAUCCUCAUCGAUAUGAUUAAGGGAAUCCAGAAAAAAUUCCCCAGAUGGACAAAGGAACAACAGCUGAAAGGUGGGAUUUCUGCCUACAAUGGAGGACUAGGAAAUGUCCGAAGUUAUGAAAAUAUGGAUAAGGGCACACCCGGCAAUGAUUAUGCCAAUGACGUCGUUGCACGAGCCAAGUUUUAUAAGAGAAAUGGAUAUUGAAUCUGGGAAUUCUCUUCUUUCAGAUAAAUUGUGGUGCAUAUGAUUAUCAGUCUGAUGUACAUUAGAGACACUGUACGUUUGGGGGAAGAUUAAAACCUAUAUCCUGAAAAUCCUUAUGUUGCAUAUAGGCUCACUGACUGCAGUGGGAAGAAUUGCUUCAAUAAGGGUUUGCAGUCUCAGGCACCAGAUUUUUAAAUUCUGCAAUCAGUAAACAUUAGUUAUAUGGUAACUUUAAAACAUUUGGUCUCUAUCUGACCAAGGAAUCAUUAACCAGAGUAUUGAUAGUAUCCUAUCCUAUUCUGAUUAUUUCUCUGAUUUAUUAAAGCUGCUCUGUCUAGCUAUUGUUAGUCUUCUACCUUCCCAUUUUUAAUCAUAUAUAUAUUUCAAUAUCUGCUGUUGUCUUAAGAAAUAAAAAGGGAAAAGUAAUC
Molecule: messenger RNA, 1127 nt
Organism: Gopherus evgoodei (Goodes thornscrub tortoise)
Lineage: Eukaryota; Metazoa; Chordata; Testudines; Testudinidae
Product: lysozyme g-like
Exons: 6
Biological process (GO): peptidoglycan catabolic process; defense response to Gram-positive bacterium
Cellular component (GO): extracellular region
Molecular function (GO): lysozyme activity
Source: RefSeq, a predicted model, not a curated record